CCAAGUAGAUACCUCAGAGACCCAAAUGCUCUACGAUGCUGAAUUGCCCUUAACAGAAAGUUGUCUACGAGUCAAUCCGAAGUCUUAUAGCGCUUGGCACCAUCGAUGUUGGGUGCUCAGUAAUGCUCCAAAUGUUAAUUGGGAAAAAGAAUUGCAAAUUUGUACCAAAUAUUUAAAAAUGGAUGAAAGAAAUUUCCACUGUUGGGAUUACAGACGUUUUGUAGUCUACAAAGCCCACACGACCGCCAAAGAUGAAUUGGGCUUCUCUACCAAAAAAAUCCAUGAAAACUUUUCCAAUUAUUCAGCAUGGCAUUAUAGAAGCAAACUUUUACCCUUAUUAUAUGCAGACAGAAGUGAAAAUAGGUUAUGCGAUAGCAAAUUACAAGAAGAAUUAGAAUUGGUGUUAAAUGCUGCUUUUACCGACCCUAACGACUCCAGUGCCUGGUUUUACCAACGAUGGCUCCUUGGUAAACAAGAAGUGUCUUUAGAAAUUGUUUCAGCAGUUUUGUACCAAAAUACUUUACAUGUGGCUUUGUCGAAACACGCUAAUUGUACGACGAGUGGGGAAUAUAUUAUAAGACUUGUUGGAAAUGAAGCAGAUGAUGUUGAAUGCGGAUGGAACCCGAUGUUGAGCUCUGAUCGACUUUUGCAAACACUUUGGCAAGGAAUUUUUGCCAAGGAUAUUGUUUUGAGUAAAGGACUUUCAGUAGAGUUAGUACAUGCUUCGACUUACGACAUAGUUUCAAAAUUGGAUUUGGACGUUGUAGAUUUAUUACGAGGAAAAUGCAUUGGUUACAAAAAAGUGCGUUUUGGGGCCAAAUUUGGGGACAGGGUCAGGUCCGAAUUGGGGACACAGAUGGAAGCUUGUAAAAGUUUAUUGGAGAUGGAACCUGAUAGUAAAUGGACUCUAUUAACCCUAGCCCUUAUCAUGAGAGCCCUCGACUGCAAAAAGCACCAUGAAGAAUCUCUUCAACUUUUAGAAAAAUUGCAAACAGUUGAUCAAAUGCGAAAGGGUUACUACAAAGACCUAAGAAAUCGUUGGGUCAUCGAACAUUCCAUAGAAAAUUGGUUGGACAAUUACCAUCCAGGAGACGAUGAAAGAAAUAUCCUGAAUUUAAGGAACAAGAACCUGACUGCCAUUUACCAUAAACAGUAUUUUCUAAUUGCUAAUUGUGUUGACCUAAGAGGAAAUAAUUUGUGCCCUAAAUUUAUCGAAAAGUUGCAAAGUAUGUUCAAAGUUAUUUUCAUGGAUAGAGAUGAUAGUUUUGUUUCCGAAGAGGAGGAUUAUGGUUUGGUCAACUCGAUGACCAAAGUUGAUGUUGUUCCUGAUAGUAGUUGUGAUAAUGUAUUUGGGUAAUAAUAUAUUGAGUAAAAAUUUCAUUUCGUUUUUUUAGGCUAUUUGAAAGA
This is a messenger RNA of Ctenocephalides felis (cat flea), 1407 nucleotides long. RefSeq names its product geranylgeranyl transferase type-2 subunit alpha-like. The transcript has 6 exons. The record is from RefSeq and is a predicted model, not a curated record. Gene Ontology annotation, molecular function: Rab geranylgeranyltransferase activity. Gene Ontology annotation, cellular component: cytoplasm; Rab-protein geranylgeranyltransferase complex. Gene Ontology annotation, biological process: protein geranylgeranylation. The coding region runs from base 26 to 1357 and encodes 443 amino acids. Lineage: Eukaryota; Metazoa; Arthropoda; Insecta; Siphonaptera; Pulicidae.